CUCAAGAAUGGGGAAAAAACUAUAACUAAUUUCUACUAUAGGCUAACUGAUCCUCGGAGUUUGCCUGUUGGACCAGUUAACUUUUGGUACACCCAUCACUUGAAAAUAUGGAGAAAUCCUCAGCGGAGCUGAACAAAGCUGGUUCCAGAUCGACUUCGUCGCUUCCACCUGAGCCGGUGGACAUCAUCCGCAGCAAGUCAUGCUACCGUCGGGUAAGACUGAAUGUAGGGGGGCUUCCACACGAGGUUCUGUGGCGAACGUUGGAUAGGUUACCGCGAACCCGUUUAGGGAAAUUACGGGAUUGCAACACCCACGACUCGUUAAUGGAGAUAUGCGAUGACUACAACUUGGACGAAAAUGAGUACUUCUUUGACCGACACCCCGGGGCUUUCACAUCCAUUCUGAACUUCUACCGCACGGGGAAGUUACACAUGAUGGAAGAGAUGUGCGCCUUGUCCUUCAGUCAAGAACUGGACUACUGGGGCAUCGACGAGAUCUACCUGGAGUCCUGUUGCCAGGCCAGAUACCAUCAAAAGAAGGAACAGAUGAACGAGGAGCUCAAACGAGAGGCGGACAACAUGAAAGACAGAGAGGGUGAAGACUUCGAUACCACAUGUUGUGCUGAGAAACGGAAAAAACUUUGGGACCUUCUUGAAAAACCCAGUUCGUCUGUUGCAGCCAAGAUCUUGGCCAUCAUCUCUAUCCUCUUCAUCGUUCUCUCCACCAUCGCCUUGUCUCUGAACACCCUUCCAGAGUUGCAGGAUACAGAUGAAUUUGGCCAAUCCACUGACAACCCCCAACUGGCCCACGUAGAGGCCAUCUGCAUCGCCUGGUUCACCAUGGAGUACCUCCUGCGCUUCCUCUCCUCGCCCAGCAAGUGGAAGUUCUUCAAGGGUCCCCUGAACGUCAUCGACCUUCUGGCCAUCCUCCCCUACUACGUCACCAUCUUCCUCACCGAGUCCAAUAAGAGCGUUCUCCAGUUCCAGAACGUGCGGAGGGUGGUCCAGAUCUUCCGGAUCAUGCGUAUCCUGCGUAUUCUGAAGCUGGCCCGUCACUCCACGGGGCUCCAGUCUCUGGGCUUCACCCUCAAGAGGAGCUACAACGAGCUGGGCUUGCUCAUCCUCUUCCUGGCCAUGGGCAUCAUGAUUUUCUCCAGCCUGGUCUUCUUUGCUGAGAAGGACGAGGAUGACACCAAGUUUAAAAGCAUCCCGGCGUCCUUCUGGUGGGCCACCAUUACUAUGACCACAGUGGGCUAUGGGGAUAUCUAUCCCAAAACCCUGCUAGGGAAGAUUGUGGGGGGUUUGUGCUGCAUAGCUGGAGUUCUGGUGAUAGCCUUGCCCAUCCCUAUCAUCGUCAACAACUUCUCUGAGUUCUACAAGGAGCAGAAGAGACAGGAGAAGGCUGUGAAGCGCCGGGAAGCCCUGGAGAGAGCUAAGAGGAAUGGCAGCAUUGUCUCCAUGAAUAUGAAGGAGGCGUUUGCUCGCAGUGCAGAGUUAAUGGAUGUGGUGGUGGAGAAGACUGAGAGGCCACAAGAUAAUCACCUCUCUCCCAGCCACUGGAAGUGGACCCCCAAGGGGGCUGCGUCAGAGACCAGCUCCAACCAUUCUUUCAACCCCCAAGAGUCAGGCUCCCCUAGCAAGGCCAGGGCCUCCAGCCCUCAGCGACUCAAUGCACAGAAGCUGGAGGAAAUGUACAACCAGAUGGCCAAGACCCAGUCCCAGCCUAACCUCAACGCUAAAGACAAGGGCUCCAGGACAGGCAGGCAGAGGGAUGAGAUAGAGCUAGGGGCUAUCCCAGGCACUGGGGAACCCAUACUCGGAACUCGCGAAGGGGUUGGGGACAUGAAAAGCCUGUCCAGCAUUGACAGUUACAUUAGCUGUGCCGCAGACUUCCAGGAGAACCCACGCUUCCCCCACAGCCCUGCGGCUGGUCUGACCCUCCAAGAUAGCAGCCGCUUCUCACACAGCCCUGCCACAGGCCUUUCCGGGCGGGUCAGCGCCAACCCCGGCCUGCAGACCACCCUGGAGCAUGAGCCCAUGGUCACUCCCUUCUCUAAGACUGUAGGCUCAGAGAACACACGGCUCGGCCCCUACUCUGGUUACCCUCUUAAAGGCUCCUCCUACAAGGGGAACUAUCGUGGUGGAGGAGAGUCAGGUCGAUCCCCCAGCACUCUUCUCUCAGACAGCUCGGCUCUGUCCGACCGCUCCCUGCUGAGCCCCGAGGUGUCUGUCUACACCACAGCCAGCAGCAGAACACCACCCAAGUCCCCAGAGAGCAGCACUCUGAGCCCUGCCAUGUUCACCUUCCACGACUCCUCCAUCAGCAAGUAUAUCGAUGCCGACACUGACGAAGAAGAGCACCUUCGUGACCUCUCAGACACCAGCCCCUCCAAGCGCCUGCUGGCCAGAUCCAGCCCCAAACGCCACAUCAACAGCGGUUACCAGAAGGGCAUCAACCACCUGGAGACUGCCCAGAGGGUGCUGGGCCAGAACUGCCUGUUUCCUUUGGAGGGGUCGCGAGGGGCAUCACAUGAGAACCAUGUGGGCUCUGAGCUGCCUCGCCCAUCCAAAGGGGACAGGGGUCACUCCAAUACCGUGGACAAGAGCCUCUGAACAGCAGAGCACAACCAGCCCAGCCCAGAGAGACCUGGAGCAGAGAUACACGCCUCUGUGGACGAGAGAGAGGCGUCGCGGAGAGAGGAGGAGAGACCGAGAGAGAGACUGUGCUGAGUCACUUUACAAACUUACAGAGAGGGCCACUGCACAGCCAGCUUAGGGCAAUGUGUGGUUAACAAAUACUCUGAACGUAGACUACAAUAGAGAAACCACUGCCCUCCAUCCUCUCCCUUUGAGCUCCCUUACCCACCCCAGAAACAAGCACUUCCAGAGACUGGAAACCGUGCAGGGCCUCCAGAGAGAAGUGCUGCCUGGCCUGGGAGCCGAGCUGUGGGGUGGGGUUUGAGAUUCAUAAUGUGAGCAUGAGGGUUAUCAAACCCACCCUCUCCAGGUAUAUCUCAGCUGCCCACUGUCCCCCUACUGAGAAUGGGCUCCCAAUGUAGUCUAGGAAUGACCGAUGAGAUUGACAGCUAGAAUCUACUUACUUACUAUACUAGUGCCCCCCAGACCUGGCCUUAGUCAUAAGCAGAUGUUUGUAUAUGUGUGUGCGUUUGUGUGUGAGUGUGUGUGUGUCCAUGCGUAAGUGUACGUCUCUGUCUCUGUGUGUGUGUGCGUGGAAAGGUAGUUGUGUUGAAAGGUUAUGUAAAAAUACAAGAUUGUCUACCUAAUUGAUUUUAUUUUUAUAUAGAGAAAAUAAGGUAAUGUAUAGAAACCUGUAAUGAGCUAGUCUGUUGUGUCAUGACCAUUUAUUGAAGUAUUUCUGUAAGAGUUAUGUUGCAAUUGUUGGUUCCAGCUCCUCUUAGGGAAAACCACUGUCUGUCAUGAUGAGUCCUGUUUCUGAUACAGUAUGUUGAUCUCAUGGUGAGAGUAGAGUACUGAAUUUUAUUGUGAAUAUUGUCUUAAUUGUCUGUUUGAUCAUUUGCCCCACAGAUCAGAGGGUCUAAGCUAAGGUAUGAAAGUCAGGAAUGAACAACCUUCAAGGUCUCCUUCGUAGUGAGGGGAGCUCUUCUUACAUAAAAGGAAAGUCCAACACAUGUACUUUGUGGGUGUUGCACAAGUAUGCUGGCGUUUGUGACUAUCAGGUUCUCAGGAGAACAAGUCUUCAUUACGAUGGCCACUGGAGUAUUACUAUAAGAAGCUGCCUCCAAACCCCACAAACCCUCCACAAGGAGACCUGAGUACUGUAGCAAUAGUUGGGAUUACAAACAGAUUAAAAUCAUUUGACACAUUUAAAAAGAAAAAAAAAGCUAAAUCUUCUCAAAUAUUCAAUAUUACGUAAACCAAUCUGGUGCUUUCAAGUCAUCUUUGAAAGGUGGAAGAAAUGUUAAGAUUUGAAUUCAUUUUUAUUGUGCUUUAUGAAGACUGUGGUAAUGUUUACAGUGUGUGUACAUUACGUAACAUAUAGAUACAGUCCAGGAUAUUGCUGCAAUCCUCAUGCUUCAUCUUACUGCAUUAAGUCAGCCAAAGAGAUUACAUUCAUGAUGGGGGAAAGAGUUUGUAAAACAGAGACAGGCAGAAAAAUGGAUAGCAAGGAUGAGUAUCAUUCAAGAGAACAAAUUUCAAGGAAAUUGUACAAGUUGUAAUAUUGAGUCAUCCAAACAAUGUUUAUAAAAAGGCAUUAUAAACAUGGGACUUCUCAUGGAAAAGGGAAAAGGUUUACUUUUCUUCCA
Molecule: messenger RNA, 4285 nt
Organism: Hypomesus transpacificus
Lineage: Eukaryota; Metazoa; Chordata; Actinopteri; Osmeriformes; Osmeridae
Gene: kcnb1
Product: potassium voltage-gated channel, Shab-related subfamily, member 1
Exons: 2
Coding region: 108-2612 (834 amino acids)
Biological process (GO): protein homooligomerization; potassium ion transmembrane transport
Cellular component (GO): voltage-gated potassium channel complex; membrane
Molecular function (GO): protein binding; delayed rectifier potassium channel activity
Source: RefSeq, a predicted model, not a curated record